AUGUAUUCAGGAGGUCAAUUUGGCGAGUUCACUGACAGCAACAACCGCUUUUUUAGCUCAUUGCAGUUCUCUCUUGAUCUGGAGGGUGAGGAUCGUAGUACACUGAACCAAUGGGUCCGCCUCUUGCUCAACUUCAUGGCCACCGUAAAGUUGGAUGGAGGUGGUCCCAAUAUGGCAGUUGGCUCUCUCGAGUUGACAACAGGUGUUGGUGUUGGAGCAAGCCUUUCUAGUGGUAAAAGCGUUCUUGGAGUCCCAGGUGAUGAAGCUGGCGUCUUGGGCGUCGCAACGGGAGGCAGUGGAGGAGGCCCUGGAGGAUGCGAUAAUCGUGACGAACUUCGGGACAAAAAGGCUUUGAGCAAAGCUCAACGACAUUUAGCUUUGCUUUUAGGUUACACCGAUCAGACUUUCAAUAUACCGCCCCAUAACCUCAGGUCAGCCAUUUCUUGCAUAUGA
Messenger RNA from Protopolystoma xenopodis, 453 nucleotides. The record is from the annotation of a GenBank genome assembly. Lineage: Eukaryota; Metazoa; Platyhelminthes; Monogenea; Polystomatidea; Polystomatidae.